AGCUCAGUUGCCCAAUAGCUUGCUAGUCUCUGCAAAUACCCGAAUCGUACUCGUCACUCUGCAUAGGGAACAUUGGGACUGAGAUAGUUUUUAAAUCACGGGCAAGACGUGCUUUUCGCGCGCACCGACGGAAUAUGUCGGACCAAGGAGGAAUUUCGUAUAGUCCUGCCCGGGUCAAUCCAUUUGCAAAUGUCCAAGUAGCUAGCUACCCAGAGCACGUUCAGGUAGCUAAUUACUCGCAAAUAACAUAUCUUAAUACUCAGGAAUCAGAAGAAGAGGAAGAAGAGCCCGUAGACCAAGAGUAUGAGCCGGCAUACGAUGUAAAUGAAGAGCCGUUUGAGCCUCCAGCACUCCACAGAUCCCCACCUGCGAUAUCUUCACCCACGAUAUCCUCACCCCCCGUAACAUUACCUAAGGCAAAGAAAGAAAAGGUUAAAUCACCUACGCCCAAAGAAGCUACUCCGGUGAAGCAGCCCAGUAAACCACUCACAACACAGCAAAAGAAGCAAGCCAAAAAGAGGGAAAGGGAAAAGGCUAAAAAGAAGACGAAAAAUGAGACGAAGAUGACACCAAACACCGAAUCGUCAGAACCCCCACCCCUUCCAGCAUCUGAAGUUAUUCCAGCCGAGCCUUCUCCGGUCGAGGCUAAUAAGUCGGAGGACGCGGCCCCGUCACCACAGCCGACUGACUCGAGCUCAUCUAAACCUCCCGAGCCCUCUGAGCCUCCUGAACCCCCCGAACAACCUAAUGAGCAUGAAGCAGCAGAAGUGACGGAUAAGCAAGUAGGAGAGGCUGAAACCACAUCGCCUGUCGAAUCAGAAAGCAUACCUUCGGGUGAACAGUCUAAUGAACAAGAGACCAGAGAGCCGGCUUCGGAAACUGUGAGUCUACCAAUCUGAUAAUUUAGACCGUCAUAUAUAAAUACUAGCCUAG
Molecule: messenger RNA, 933 nt
Organism: Daldinia vernicosa
Lineage: Eukaryota; Fungi; Ascomycota; Sordariomycetes; Xylariales; Hypoxylaceae
Exons: 2
Coding region: 135-899 (254 amino acids)
Source: RefSeq, a predicted model, not a curated record